AUGAGUCGCGUAAGCUCCAUCAUCGUGGCAGUCAUAAUGCUUAUUUGCCCUGCGAAAUGCUGGCCGACCUCACAGUUCGACCAGUUCUUCCCCAGUUGGAAUGGUAUGCUCCAGGAGAUGCUCCAGGACUCAUGUAGUGACUGGCUGGCUGGUUAUAAGAACCAAACAGAAAAUGCAUACAGAGUUGUAGACUGUCUUUUAGACGAACUUAAAGAGUAUCGCAAAAUCGAGAUGGCAGCCAGUGCUGUUAAUCCUUGGUCUACUUCCCAUGAUCCUGCAGAGCUUGGACAACUCGACAGUAGAUCUGGCGCUCCUGGGAAUUCGACGACCACUACUCGCUAUACUGCUCUCCAUAUCAAAUCCUGCAUCAUCAAUGACCAGCAGCGACACUUGGAUCCCGCUGUCCAUCGAUAG
Clonostachys rhizophaga is the source of this 414-nucleotide messenger RNA. Lineage: Eukaryota; Fungi; Ascomycota; Sordariomycetes; Hypocreales; Bionectriaceae. The record is from the annotation of a GenBank genome assembly.